Messenger RNA from Volvox carteri f. nagariensis, 474 nucleotides. RefSeq lists its product as uncharacterized. The transcript has 4 exons. Bases 1 to 474 code for a protein of 157 amino acids. The record is from RefSeq and is a predicted model, not a curated record. Lineage: Eukaryota; Viridiplantae; Chlorophyta; Chlorophyceae; Chlamydomonadales; Volvocaceae.
AUGACGGGGCACGAUAGAGCUGAAUGCCUUCUGGGGCUACUCGAAGCCUACUGCAAUGCGACGGGUAUGGCUGCGAAUGCCGCCAAGUGCGAGGUCCUCAUUUUUGGGGGUGCUACGCGUGAGCGGAAGCGGCUUGUUGAAGCUGAGUACCGGUUAGGCUUUGUGACUGUGGAGCGGUUGAAGAUGAGUUGCAUGUUUUCGAAGAAUGUCCCGCUUACAAGAGCAUACGGGCUAAGUAUGAUGCACGACUUCGGCUGGGGCCCAUCAGGCCGUAUCUCAGCCCUGUUUCAAGCCAGGAUGAAGCUGGGCGGCCGAGGCCACAACUGGCCAGCAGGGCAUGGCCUCAUCCUCCACACCGACUGCCCGGACACGUACUCACCGUACUGUAUCGGGCUAUCCCUGCACUACGGCAACCUGGCCAGACGCCUGCGCGCGUGCAUCUCGCCAGGUCACCCUCCACCCCUCCUGCCUUAA